UCUCUCUCUCUCUCUUCGGCGUUUAUCCCUCUCCGUUGCUCCUCUCCCCUCCCUCUCUUACCGCCGCUCCACCAGCUGUGCCUCCAUCGCUCCCCCUCGCAAUUGCGGGCAACUGGAGCACCGAUUCGCCUAAAUUUGCCCUAUUUUCUCUUUGUAGAAUCUCUUUAUAUUCGUAUAUCUGUCUAGCCAUCAACGAUGAGACUGACGACGUGCCGGAGAUUACGACGACGAUGAAUCAAGAGUAGGCGAGUCGAAGGAGCGAGGUGACAAUGACGGCGACGAUGGUGGGUAAGGUUAAUGGCAGCAGCGGUAACGGGAAGGCGCCGAUGAUGGAUUUAGGAGAGGGAAAGUCGUUGGAUAUCGAUAAGGAUCUGCACAGCCGCCAGCUCGCUGUGUAUGGCCGCGAGACCACGAGGCGGCUUUCCGCCUCUAAUGUUCUUAUCUCAGGGAUUAAUUGGCUCGGUGCUGAAAUUGAUUUUGAUACAAUGGGGCAUGUGCAUCUUGCAGCAAAGAACCUUGUUCUUGCUGGUAUCAAGUCUGUGACCUUGCAUGACGAGGGAAUUGUGGAGUUGUGGGACUUAUCCAGCAAUUUUAUCUUUUCUAAGGAUGAUGUGGGGAAGAAUCGAGCCCUUGCUUCUGUCCAAAAACUGCAAGAACUGAACAAUUCCGUGGUUAUUUCAACUUUCACAACUGAAUUGACUAAGGA
Camellia sinensis is the source of this 706-nucleotide messenger RNA. NCBI's taxonomy places the organism in Eukaryota, Viridiplantae, Streptophyta, Magnoliopsida, Ericales, Theaceae. The record is from RefSeq and is a predicted model, not a curated record.